AUGUUGAAUGGAUUCUACAGUUUGUUGCAUCACUCCAUCUUCCGCCGCUACAACCAGUAUGACGAUGUCAGUUACAGAGAGAACUUUAAGGGGCAGAAACAGCAGACCCGAGGAGCAGCUAGGAGCCGUUCGAGGCAAUGCCGGACACGCUCACAGAGGACGAACGCCCUGGCGGUAAUUUCAGGAACCUCCCCCCCGCGGCCCGGAGGGCGCCGGGCUCCCCUCACGCCCCGCGGCCCCUCACCCUCACCCUCGCGUCCAGGCCCGCUCCGGGGACCCCCAGCGGCACCCAACCGCCCCAGCAGUCCUCGCCGCCGUGCGCAGGCGCGACGUGUGGGGGCCCGGCGCCUGCGCGGUGCCGCUGCCGGAGCGGGGCGGACCCGUGGCAGCCAUGGCGGCGGCGGGGCUGCGGGCGGAGCUGGAGCAGCGGCUGCGGGAGCUGGGCAUCGCCGCCCUCACCGCCGAGCACCCCCAGGUGCGGGACUCGGACCCCACGGUUUUUUUUCUUGCGUUUUUGAGCGAGCGCGGAUGCGUGUGAGAAACGAACGAGAAAGGGUGUUCACGGUUGAGGAAAUGAUGUCCCACGUCCAACACCUGAAAGGAGGGCACAGCAAAAACCUUUUCCUUAGAGACAAAAAGAAGAAAGGCUUCUGGCUGGUGACCGUCCUGCACGACAGGCAGAUCAACUUGAACGAGCUUGCCAAAAAACUGGGUGUUGGAAGCGGAAACCUAAGGUUUGCUGAUGAAAACGCCAUGCUGGAAAAAUUAAAAGUAGGCCAAGGCUGUGCGACACCUCUGGCCCUCUUCUGCGACCAAGGAGACAUAAAGUUCGUCUUGGAUGCCGGCUUUCUGGAGGGGGGCCACGAGAAGGUGUAUUUCCAUCCCAUGACAAACUCUGCAACCAUGGGCCUAAGCCCUAAAGACUUUAUGAAGUUUGUGAAAUCGACAGGCCACGAUCCAAUAAUCAUACAUUUUGAUAAAGACAUUAAAUAGGAGAAGUUGACAUUUUUAUUACUCGGCAAAGAUUUUAUAGAGCAAAACUGGUGAAAUUUUUAUUACAAAUACACUUUGGAAAAAUAGGCAUCCUCCUUCUUAUGUUGUAUAAUCUGGUGAGAAAAAAUACUGUAUUUCAGCUAUUAAAAGUUUUAACAGAAUAUUCUUACAAAGAAAAGAUGUUUGCGAUAUACCUGUAAGUAAACAAGAAGUAGAAAUGGCAUUAUAUGUUGUAGUGUUUAUUAAUAAAAUGGAUUAACUGGAA
This is a messenger RNA of Cygnus atratus (black swan), 1258 nucleotides long. Its product is annotated as pulmonary surfactant-associated protein D-like. The record is from RefSeq and is a predicted model, not a curated record. The transcript is spliced from 3 exons. Gene Ontology annotation, molecular function: aminoacyl-tRNA deacylase activity. Bases 1 to 993 code for a protein of 330 amino acids. NCBI's taxonomy places the organism in Eukaryota, Metazoa, Chordata, Aves, Anseriformes, Anatidae.